AUGGAAGUGGGCUGGGAGCUGGAGGACGAUCUGUUCUUCGCGGACCUGAGCGAGCGAAUCGCCCUUCUGAUCAUGGAGGAGAAGGACGACGACGACGAUGGUGGCGGCGCCGCUGAGGAGUCCUUCUGGCGGCGGCGGCGGGAGGGGAUUCCCUUCCAGGUGAGAGCCCUCUUCCACGCCCCUCCCCCCCACCACCGCAGCGAGUGGGUGAGAUGGCUGAGAUUCCCAGAGCUGCUCGCGUUUUCAGGCCUUCGCGGCGGCGCCGCCGUCGUUGCCGGAGCGGCCUGGGGUGAGAGGAAUCAGGGGCACCGGCGUCUUCAUCCCCCAGUCCUCCCUCCCCAGAAGAAAGCCCAGAAACGGCAAGUCGACCCAUCCCGGCAAACCCAAGCCCGCCGCCGCCGCCCCCGCCGCCAAGCCCUGCGGCCAUCGCCACCGGAAGCCGGCGAGGGAGCUCCGAUGGUAG
This is a messenger RNA of Spirodela intermedia, 463 nucleotides long. NCBI's taxonomy places the organism in Eukaryota, Viridiplantae, Streptophyta, Magnoliopsida, Alismatales, Araceae. The record is from the annotation of a GenBank genome assembly.